CUUGUCCAUCACUUGACCGGUGCCCAGUUUUGUGGUCCGCCUCCAUUGACCCCGUCAGCCCCUAGCCCCGUGUCUUGGAGCCUGGAAGGAACAAUUCCUUUGCCAGCCCACAUUCCUCGGCUCGGUCCUCCCUCUCCGUUUACAUUGGCACGGGCGUAAAAGACCCCGCAAUUGUCACACAGACAUCAUCAGGGCAUUGGUUCUGAAUAUAGGUCCAGUACGACCCGGCAUAGCGACAACGCAUCACAUCUCAUUACAUUACAACCAAGAUGGCCGGCGACAGCAAGCCCGAAGUGACCGAGAUGGCUGGAGUAGGUGCGGCCGCGGCCAGGCCCGGCUUUGGAUCGCGCGUGGGUACGCACUUCAAGCGAUGGUGGUGGGUGUAUCUCAUCGGCUUGAUCGUGGUGGUCCUCGUGGUGGUGCUCCCUGUAGUCUAUGUCGCGUACCCGAAGAUCGCUCAGCACUUGGUCAACGAGUCGAACUUGACCGUCUCCAUGAUGGACCUCAGUGACCCAUCGCCUACGUCCUUCGUCCUCAACCAGACGAAUAUCAUCGGGACCAACAGCUCCUUCCACCCGACCAUCUAUUCCUUCUCCGGAGGCGUCAGUCUGGCGGGCCUAGCUGCCUUUGCGCAUGUCCAGAUCCCCAAGUUCAACGCCCACAAUGGCGUCGUCGUGGAAGUCAAUCAGCGCGUGAACCUUACCAACGAGACUGCGUUCGCCGAUUUCUGCCGGGCCGCCAUCAUGAGUGAGGAAUUCCAGCUCAACGUGUACGGCAGGCCGGGUCUGAAACAGGGUGGCCUCCCCAAGAAACCUGUCACCUACAACCACACGGCGACAAUGAAGGGCUUCAAUAAGCUCCAAGGCUUCGAGCUGCUCGAUAUGCAUAUCGGAACCAACAACUCGGACGGCACCAACGCCAAUGGAUACGUAUAUAUCCCCAACCCGUCCGUGAUCUCCAUCGCCCUGGGCAACCUAACCCUCAACCUGGCGGUCAACAACACCGCCAUCGGCCAAGCCUACAUCUACGACCUCACCCUCCGACCCGGCAACAACACCGUGCCCAUGACCGCCAACGUCAGCGAGCUCACCGUCGCCGGCAUGCUCAGCAACUACCCGGACUACAUCCUCCCCAUCGACAUCACGGGCAACUCCACCGUCUACAACAACCAAGUGAUCCCCUACAUCGCGGGUGCCCUGGCAGAGCUCGAGCUCCGAGCCGAGUUGAACGUGACCCAGGCAUUGAGUGGUUAAGCCAUCAUUUCACCAUUUCAUCGUUUCUUUCUUCCUUUUUAUCAAAAGGGGUUAGUAGGGUGUUCGGUGGAUUAGUUAAUGAAUUCAAACCCACCCCCCCAUCCGGACGACCCGUCCGUGUGCGCUUCCCGUUGUUUAUACACGCUCAUCCUCUCCGGAUGAACUAUUAUUGUGAUUCCCAUUGUUGCGUGUUUGAUUCCUUGGACAUGAAACUGCAGAUAAUAUAAAGCUGGAAUCCCAAUGCCAGUGAUGAAUGACUUCCUUAUUUUGGUCUUAGUAUAGUGUAAUAAUCUGCCACGAAGUUAUCAAUUACA
Molecule: messenger RNA, 1567 nt
Organism: Aspergillus ibericus CBS 121593
Lineage: Eukaryota; Fungi; Ascomycota; Eurotiomycetes; Eurotiales; Aspergillaceae
Product: DUF3712 domain-containing protein
Exons: 5
Coding region: 270-1253 (327 amino acids)
Cellular component (GO): fungal-type vacuole membrane
Source: RefSeq, a predicted model, not a curated record